CCUCUUGGCAGUGUUGUUUUGUAGAAGGUCUCAGUGAGAACUCUUUCCUGCCGUAGUAAAGCUUAAGAUGCUCUCUAUGUGAGAUUAAAUGCGAGAAACUUUGCAUCCUCUGUGGGAUUGUUUACCCAGAAGUCACUCUCAGCUGAGGAUGUCAUCGUAGGCUUGCAAGGAUAUGAAUGCAUGGAGUUUUUACUAUUUUUAUACAUGCUGAAGAAAUCUUUUUUGUUUGUCUGAAGAGAAGAAAACUUCUGUUUUAUCCACAAGUUGUUUUUUUUUCUUCGUAGGGGUUCCUUGAGAGAUAAAAAAAUAUAUAUAUGCUUUUGGAUUUAAGUCAAAUAUAUUUGCUUCUGGAUUUUUCUGGGACUGCAUUAUCUUUCUUUUGAGACUUUUGGGAUUUGUAGUUACAGAUUUCCAUGUUAGAAAAUCAUCAUGAGGUGUUGGAUCUGAAAAAGUGAAGUGGCAAGACUCGAGAGUUAUUUACUGGAUUGUGUCAUUUUACACGCUUAAACAAGAAGAGCUGCAAGGAACAUCUCCAAUCUGCAUUACAAACCCCAAAACAGUGAGCAAUUCCACUGGACUUCAACUAUUACAGCUUUAUAGAAAGCACCACUAGCGUUCCAUUGGGUCUUGUUAAAAAUUGGUUCAUUUUCUGAAGAAAGCGAGCUUCUUUUGCUGUCGCGAGUGGUGUGUGUGAGAAGUUUUUCUCUUCUCUCCUUGGAGGACUGUUUGCCUGUUGUUUAGCUGCUGAUAUUCAGUUAAACGGGGGAUGCCAGAGCACCGCUGCAGAGGUUACUCCAGGUCGUUUCUGAGCGUGGCCUGAUGAAGCUGUACUUGUGUGCUGGGAAGGACUGACACAAUAAGUGUGAAUUUCUCCACAAACGGACUGGAGAGAUGGAAGUCCUCAGCUUUGACGCUGAGUCUGAUUGGCUAUAUGAUUGGGAGGCAGUUCAAGAGUCUGAAAUGGCCUUGUGUGAUUGGACAGAUUGGGACUGGGAUUCAGAGAGAGUACCUGCUGUUUUGAGCCCCACAUACAAGCAGCGGAAUGAAGACUUCAGGAAACUCUUUAAGCAGCUGCCCGACACAGAGCGCCUCAUUGUGGACUACUCCUGUGCCCUGCAGAGAGAUAUCCUCCUGCAGGGUCGCCUCUACCUCUCUGAAAACUGGAUCUGUUUUUAUAGCAACAUAUUCCGCUGGGAAACGCUGCUGACGGUGAGGUUAAAAGAUGUUUGCUCCAUGACGAAGGAGAAGACGGCUAGACUUAUUCCCAAUGCAAUCCAGCUGUGCACGGACAAUGAAAAGCACUUUUUUACCUCAUUCGGAGCGAGAGAUCGGACGUACAUGAUGAUGUUCAGGCUCUGGCAAAAUGCUCUGCUGGACAAGCCAUUAUGUCCCAAAGAGCUUUGGCAUUUUGUCCAUCAGUGUUAUGGGAAUGAGCUGGGUCUGACCAGUGACGAUGAGGAUUAUGUACCUCCUGAUGACGACUUCAACACCAUGGGCUGUUGCCCCUCUCCCUGGUGCAGGUACUGUGAGGAGAUUCCUGCUGAAGACAACGAGGCCAAUGACAACUGCAAUAAAACCCCAGACGCCAAGAUGGACAUCAGUCCCCAGCUCCAUCGGAAGGUGUUUCCCAACAGCAGCCUGAACUCCACAGACAGCACUGAUGCUCCGCUCAAUUUUGAUGUGCCCCCGGUGGAGGACUUUACCAACUGCAUCCCAGAAGACCUCCUGCCCCUGACCUUACCUGAUAAUAAGCUGUCAGAGACCGGUGGCUCCGCCCAUGUCCCCGCCCCCUCACCCUCGCUUGAUUUUAAUGAUAAUGAGGAUCUUCCCACUGAACUCAGCGACUCCUCAGAAACACACGAUGAGGCAGGGGAAGUUCAGGCCUUCCAGGAAGAUCUGAAUGGGAAACUGUACAUUAAUGAAGUGUAUAAGUUCAGUGUGGAUAAACUGCACGACAUCCUGUUCACUGAAUCACAGUUCAUGAGGGAGUUUCUGGAGCAGAGACGCUUCUCAGAUGUGGUCUAUCACCCAUGGAGGAAAGAGGACACCGGUAAUCAGACCAGAGAGAUCAUGUACACCAUCUCCCUCUCCAACCCACUGGCCCCAAAGACGGCCACAGUGACAGAGACGCAGACUUUGCACAAGGCCAGUCAAGUGAGCGAGUGCUACAUCAUUGACGCUGAGGUCAUUGCUCACGAUGUCCCCUAUCAUGACUAUUUUUACACACUCAACCGCUACAUGCUCACUAGAGUCGCAAGGAACAAGUGCCGCCUGAGAGUGUCAGCUGAACUGCGCUACAGGAAGCAGCCAUGGGGAUUAGUCAAGGGCUUCAUUGAGAGAAACUUCUGGAGUGGUCUGGAUGAAUAUUUUAGGUAUUUAGAGCUGGAGCUGAAUAAGGUACAGCUGGUGCUAUCUGAACAAUCUCCCAAAUCCAAAGCAUUACGCACAGCUACAGUGAGGCGGAGGAAGCGGCCCCUGACGCACAUGAGGCCGCAGCACAUGGACGAGGCCCUCAGCCCAGUCACCACACCUGAGGAUGAGAAGAGCGUCAUCCAGCGCAUCAAACAUGUGGCAGGAUCCACACAGACCAGACACAUGCCAGACCACGCGUCUGAAGGCCUGGCUCUCUACAGCGUUUCCAAACUCCUGCUCAUCAUCAGCUCUGUGAUUUGUGUAAGUCUGGUGCUGCUGGUCUUUUUGAACUUGAUGCUGUUUUAUAAGUUAUGGAUGCUGGAAUACACGGCUCAGAGUUUGGCCUCCUGGCAGGGUCUCAGGUCUCAUGAAAGUAAACUUCCACAAACACAGAUUGAAUGGGCUCAGCUUUUGGAAUCUCAGCAGCGUUACCAUGAAAGCGAGCUGGAAAAAUGGAGGGAAAUAAUCAAGUCAUCUGUGCUGUUAUUAGAUGAGAUGAGGGAGUCUCUAAUGAAGCUGCAGAAAGGUAUCGGGUUGAGAGACUAUGAUUCAGACAGUGAAGAAAGAAGAAGUCACUAUCACUGACGAACAGAAUCCCGGGUCAGCAAAUCUACAUGUACACGUUCAGAUGAGCUGAGCCGGGCAGACGGGGCUCGGUAAGUCAACGGUUCUGACGUCACACACUGAACGUCCUCACUUUCUGGAUCCUCCAGAAUAAUCAGUGCGAUGAGAGAGCCGAAAAGCGAAGGAACGCAAUCUGAGUCCCGCAAUUGUGAAAAUCUCGUCUUUUCACCCAGGGCUAAACAAACAACAACAACAAACCAAAACUAUUGAACUGUCUCUGCAAAACGGACACAGACUCUCUGGUUUAAACACUUGGAAAACUCGAGAGGAUGUUGGAACUCCUAAGCAUCCCUUUUUUUGUUUUGUUUUUUUAAACCUUUUGGAGUCUGGGACCACAUAAAGAAAAGAUGAAGUCGCUAUCAACAAGUGUUACGUGGACAUAUACAUAUUUAUUUAUAAAAAAGUGAAAUUGAAUGAUAUUAACUAUAUGAUUUCUAUGUAGAGCUAUAUUUGUUGCCAGAGUUAAUUUGUAACAGGCUUCCAUGGAGAAUCGAGGCUAGAUCCUUGAUAGCUUGCGCCAUGGUGCAUCAAACUAUAUGCAACUGGUUUAUCCUCCGCUCUUCGGAGGAAGUACUUCCUCUGAUUGGUUGAUUCGGAGUGGUAAAAGAGCCAGAGUUACUGAAGUGUGAUGGUAGAAGCGUCUACUGAGCAGCUUGGCCGCAUUCUAGUUUCCAUACUACUAUGCAAAUAAAUAAGUACAUACUUAU
This is a messenger RNA of Danio rerio (zebrafish), 3743 nucleotides long. The record is from RefSeq and is a predicted model, not a curated record. NCBI's taxonomy places the organism in Eukaryota, Metazoa, Chordata, Actinopteri, Cypriniformes, Danionidae.